Molecule: messenger RNA, 3716 nt
Organism: Cynoglossus semilaevis (tongue sole)
Lineage: Eukaryota; Metazoa; Chordata; Actinopteri; Pleuronectiformes; Cynoglossidae
Gene: gdap2
Product: ganglioside induced differentiation associated protein 2
Exons: 15
Coding region: 281-1768 (495 amino acids)
Source: RefSeq, a predicted model, not a curated record
UUGACUUGAGAGCCCGAAACACCUAGCUCGUUAGCUUAAUGUGAAAACCUGUUUAAUUGUCAUCUUUUAAAGUCAGUUGUUGGCCUUUUCCCUGCGAAUCUUCUAUCUAAUCUAAGGAACACUAGAAGAAUGACCAUACACGUAGUCUUUACACGUCGUGUCAAAAUUUAAUUUCUUUUGUAAUAUUUUUUUCUGGCGUGACUAUCACCUCUGACUGGAGGAAGUACAAUUGGGUCGUUAAGUUAAGUUGAACGGAGAUUUACCUGCAGUACCAGAGGAGAUGGAUCCUCUGGGUGCUCGCUCUCAGUUUGUAGACAUUCAGACACUUCCUACGUGGCAGCAGCAAUUUGGCGAAGAUGUAGGAGGAAUGGUGCAGGAACAGAGCGACAGCCUGCUCAGCCAACAGGCUUUUCCUUCUCCGUUCCCCUUCAGACCUGACAUCAACAGGAAGAUCAUGCUUUUCGCCGGGGACAUCGCCCUACUUAACUGCACAGCCAUCGUAAACACCAGUAAUGAGUCUCUAAAUGACAAAAACCCUGUUUCCGAAAGCAUUCAUCAACUCGCAGGGCCCGAGCUGCGGGAUGAGCUUCUCAAACUCAAAGGAUGUCGGACAGGAGAGGCCAAGCUCACCAAAGGCUUCAACCUGGCAUCACGGUUCAUCAUCCACACUGUGGGACCAAAGUUCAAGACCAAAUACAGGACAGCAGCUGAGAGCUCCCUCUACAGCUGCUAUAGGAACAUCAUGCAGCUGGCUGCAGAGCAGUCAAUGGCAUCUGUCGGCUUGUGCGUGGUGAGCACCACCAAAAGAGGCUACCCGCUGGAGGAUGCUACACACAUUGCUUUCAGAACGGUGCGCAGGUUCCUGGAGAAUUAUGGAAACAGCAUUGAGGCUGUGGUGUUUGCUGUGUCAGAGACAGAAGAGUCUAUGUAUAAGAAGCUGCUGCCUCUCUACUACCCUCGCUCUGAGGAAGAGGAGAGGUUCUGCCUGCCUCUUAUCCCCGCUGACAUCGGCAACUCCGAGGGUGAACCCGUUGUCCCAGAAAGGCAGAUCCGCAUUGCAGAGAAGCCCGGAACUCUGGAAGACGAUUCUGAGGAGGACAACCUGGAUUCGGAUCUGGGUCAGGUGGGAAAUCACGCCUUUGCCCGGAUGGAGGGAGAUGUGGACAAACAAAGGAAACUGAUCCUGCAAGGCCAGAUGUCGGAGGCGGCCAUGCAGAAACAACACCUGAGGAAUUAUAAUCGCUGGCUGUGUCGAGCGAGGGCUGAGGAUCUGUCGGACAUCGCCGCCUUGAAGGCCUUAUAUCAAACAGGCGUGGACAUCUGUGGCAGGACUGUGAUGGUGGUGGUUGGACGAAACAUUCCUGUGAAUCUUAUAGACCUCGAAAAGGCUCUGCUCUACUUCAUCCAUGUGAUGGACCACAUCACAGUCAAGGAGUAUGUGAUGGUUUACUUCCACACACUGACGGCGGAACACAAUCAACUGAACUCUGACUUCUUGAAAAACCUGUACGACAUCGUGGACGCCAAGUACAAAAAGAAUCUCAAGGCUUUCCACUUUGUACAUCCAACAUUUAGAUCUAAGUUCUCCACGUGGUUUUUCACCACCUUCAGUGUGUCAGGGAUUAAGGACAAAGUCCGCUACCUGGACAGCCUGCAGCAGCUCUUUACCUGCAUCAAACCGGAAGAGAUCGACAUUCCGCCUUUUGUGUUAGAGUACGACAUACGGGUGAAUGGACCCUAUCAUCCCGCCCACUCCUCUGGGCUGUGACGAUGAAUCAGACCUAUCUGGCUGAAGACGGCAGAGAGGCGGCAACCACCUGUCAAACAGACGCCAUUUGAGAAUGAGAUGUUGCCUGUGUGGUCUGACCUCGUCACCUCCCCGACCCAGUUCGGAAGCGCAGCAGAAGGAAACUCUGCUUUUGUUCUGUCUCUGGUGGAAAAAAGGAGAAAAUGAACGGUGGCAGCCCACACUCAGCAGCUUCUGGAGCAGUAAGCACUCAUUCUCACUCAACCCCAGACUAUUUGUGGAACCGCUUUGGUUUUUUGGAUUAUGCCUUACACUAAGAGUUCCUAUUCAGCAGUUUCCUCAAACAUCUCCUAAAUAUGAAGUGUCAUGUCGAGGCUGACAGCUGCUCAAAACUGGCGGUCAUAUCCAAUGCCUUGGACCGCAGCGGCCUAUACUGUCAGGCGCUGACAAACAAUGCUGGACCUUGGAAGAUUGCAUCAUAAUGUGCUUCCACCAUGAAACUUUACUUCAUGUUGAUGAAGUUUGAUGCUGGGGUUCUCUUGUCAUGGCUCUCUGAUGUUGGAGGACAAACACCAACCAGUGGUGGGUUUUGUCAAAAGCAGGAGGACAUUAAUCUGCGGAUAGGCUUUCUUCAAAUAGAUUAAAAAAAAAUCCAACAUUUACAUCAUGUCGGUUUCUCCCAUGUAGCAGAAAAUAAUAUAUUUAUCUCGGUGAUUACAUUUAUCUAUAACUUCCAAACUUUUAUCUAUAACUUCCACCAACCAACAUUAAUCAACUGUUUAGUUUAAAAAAAACAAUAAUGAAAAAAAAAGUUAGGACUCAUAAAAACUAAAGUGAUGCAUUCGAAAGAUGUGACUUUUUACGUCUUAUUAUACUAAUUAUUGUUCUAUGGAUGUCAGGUUCUCACAGCAAACUCAACAGUAACAAAAGUCUAAAGAAUCCUCUUUAUCUACAGUUACAAUCACUGUUUAUCUUCGGACAAAAUUGGCAAAUUUCAGGCAUUACAUUUCUCUGUUUCUUUUAAUCUGCUUCAUUCUAAUUUAAGUGACAGAUUAUCGUAGUCUGGCAGCAUGAUUACGAAAAAGGCAUCUUAAAAUUCUUCCAAAAUACUCCAAUUAAUUCUUUUCAGCUGCAGCUCUGAUCUCCACAGUGAUUAAAAUUGCAGUAUACGCACAUGAAAAAUUUAUUACGAUGACAUUUUUCUUUUUCUUGUUUCGUCAUCUACUCGAGUUAAUACAUUCCCCCGGACAGAUGCCAAAAGUCAGAUCCUAAAAUCUCUCCUAAGGUCUUAUCCACGUCUCCCAUCAAAGGACAUUUGCUGCAAUUCUGUCCAUUCUUCAGAAAAAAAUGUUUUACUGCCACGUCAAGUCCUAGCAACUUAACCCAUCUCAAUUAUGUGCACAACAAUACUGGUACGUUUUCUUUAGCGGCGCAGUUGCCUUCGACACUGAUCUUUCCAUACCACAUUCUUUAACAGACUCCAUCUCAGCCCAAAGGCUCGCGGUACAUUCUAUUUCGUCUGCUGCAUUUCCACCUGUCGUCAAGAAGUCGGCAACCUACAUCUGCAUCUCAGAAUCAUUUCAACCGCGCUGGCAAACACAACGACCUCACACAGUUCUUCACACAUUAUCCACACGAGAUGAAAAUAGACAUCUUUAAAUGAUUUCUCGGGAGCUGUCAGGGACGGCUCUUCACGGUAGAAGUUUUGUAUCUGGACACUCGGUCUUGGGGAAAACGUGGAUUUGAAGGAAAUGCAGACAGAAGCAGGGUCGCGCAGUAAAAAAAAAAGGUCAUGUGACGUGAUGUCGUACAAGGUUUCAAUGGUUUCAAAGUUAAACUAUGUGUUGGAGACCAUUUGAUCAAAAAGAAGCCAAGUUUUUUUGUGGGUGAUUUAUUGUCUAUUUAACUCAAAUUAAUCAGUAAACAUUUAAUCACAUAGUUUGAAAAAAAACAGUAGGAUAUAUAAUUA